This is a messenger RNA of Sphaerodactylus townsendi, 3167 nucleotides long. It is a transcript of the gene ATG4B, whose product is annotated as autophagy related 4B cysteine peptidase. Gene Ontology annotation, molecular function: protein-phosphatidylethanolamide deconjugating activity. The transcript has 13 exons. The coding region runs from base 331 to 1515 and encodes 394 amino acids. The record is from RefSeq and is a predicted model, not a curated record. NCBI's taxonomy places the organism in Eukaryota, Metazoa, Chordata, Lepidosauria, Squamata, Sphaerodactylidae.
CCUGACCGCUCCUCUGUUUUCGUUUCUUCUGCGUGCCUCAAUGAUUAAUCCAAGAAACUCUAAGACAAAGACGGCGGUCACGCUUCACAGCCUACAUCGCUCGCUCUGACAGACGCUGCCGUAUUAACGGCAAGAGUCCGGGCUUCGCUACUCCGUACGGCAAGAUGGCGGCGCCCAUAUGCUGCAUUAUUUAAACACCCCGUUGCUAUUCCUCUCAAAGAGAUUGGAAGGGUGAACUCAAGACACACCGAAGUUCUUCCUCCCUCAGAGGAACGCGAAAUCGGAUGCCAAUGAGCCCGGUUCACAGAGCCGCCCUAUCCGUACAGCAAAAUGGCAUCUCCCUCUACUCUAACGUACGAUACUCUCAGGUUUGAAUAUGAAGACUUCCCAGAGACCAAAGAGCCUGUUUGGAUCCUGGGGAGGAAGUACAGUGUAUUAACAGAGAAAGAAGAUAUCUUAUUAGAUGUGACCUCUCGUCUUUGGUUCACAUACAGAAAAAGUUUUCCUGCUAUUGGGGGAACAGGCCCUACGUCUGACACUGGUUGGGGCUGCAUGUUGAGGUGUGGCCAGAUGAUCUUUGCUCAAGCCUUGGUAUGCAGACACUUAGGUCGAGAUUGGAGGUGGAUGAAAGGAAAGAAGCAAACAGAUAACUAUUACAAUGUUCUCAAUGCUUUCAUCGACAAAAAAGACAGCUACUAUUCAAUACACCAAAUAGCCCAGAUGGGAGUUGGAGAAGGAAAAUCCAUAGGCCAGUGGUACGGACCAAACACAGUUGCCCAAGUACUCAAAAAACUUGCCACUUUUGAUACCUGGAGCUCCUUAGCAGUACACAUAGCGAUGGAUAACACUGUUGUCAUGGAGGAGAUUAGAAGGUUGUGCCUGUUCAACUAUCCCUGUUCUGGGGCCACGGCGUUUCCCAUUGCAGAAUCAGAUUUGCUGUCCAAUGGGUAUCCAGAUGGAGCCGAGAGUACAGGCAGGCUAUUGCUCUGGAAACCUUUAGUACUGCUGAUACCUCUUCGUCUUGGGCUCACAGAUAUUAAUGAAGCCUAUAUUGAAACACUGAAGCACUGUUUUAUGAUGCCUCAGUCCUUAGGAGUCAUUGGAGGAAAACCUAACAGUGCUCAUUAUUUCAUUGGAUUUAUAGGUGAAGAACUAAUCUACCUGGAUCCACACACUACUCAGCCUUCAGUGGAGCCAACUGACAGUUGCCACAUCCCGGAUGAGAGUUUCCAUUGCCAGCACCCACCCUGCAGAAUGAGCAUUGCAGAGCUUGAUCCUUCUAUCGCAGUGGGCUUCUUCUGCAACACAGAGGAAGACUUUAAUGAUUGGUGCCAACAAAUCAAAAAGUUGUCACUGAUCAGGGGAGCCCUGCCAAUGUUUGAACUGGUAGAACAUCAACCUUCACAUUUCUCUAGCCCUGAUGUUUUGAAUCUGACUCCAGACUCAUCCGAUGCAGACAGGCUGGAAAGAUUCUUUGACUCGGAGGAUGAAGACUUUGAAAUUUUAUCUCUUUAAAACAAAUACCAACCAUAAUAAGCUAACUCUGCCAAUUUGUGUUGUGGGGGGAGGGAAGCUCCUUGGAGAGCCCAGGGCUACCAGCUUUCAUAGGUGCUUGUCGACAUCCCUGCCUUCCAUCCACCCCCAGCAGUCUGUGCAGCCUUGGAGCAGAGUGAAUUUUCUGCAGUGGGAUCAAGAAACGGGUCAUCAUUAAGGCCUUAAUAGCUCUAGUUAGGCUUUUUCAGUGCAAGAGUACCUGCAGGAAAUGGAUGCAGUGUUUCCUAGGAGCUGAAGAUUAUUUUUAUGCUAGCAGGCCUGAAGGCUCAACAAGAGUAAUAUUAAAAGCCCUUCUAGGUGCUUGAUUCUUGCAAGUUAUCUCUAUUAUUAGGGAAAUUUUACCCUAUUUAGUUCUGUCUUUUGUAGUUUGGUGUGGAAACCAGCAUAAAAUAAUGCCAGAUACCUGUCAGAUUGCUGUCUCCCUAGUGCAGCAGAACAUGUUCUUCAUCAGUUGUGUGCAUUUCAUGCCAGCUGGAACAAACCAUCUGUUGCUACCCAGGCUUCAGUUUAUCGCCCAUAUUGUGCUUCCAUGCAGACAUAUUCCUAUUUCUCCGUUCUGAAUCUCAGAACUAUUCAAUCUGUGGAGCAGGGAAGGCCUGGACAGCAGUUUGCUCAGUGAAUCAGAGGCUGUUCACAGCAACUCCAGCGGGGUGAACUGGCACAUUAGCAAGGGACAUGGAUUUGUUAAACAUAGCCUGUAUUUGUUGGGUAUUUUUCUAUUCCAUAUUAAUAAUAUGGUGGCUGCUAUUUAAUAAAAUGUGAUGGUGGAAGCAUCCAUCACAUCACUUGAACUGAAAGUACCUCUGCUUCCUCCUCUGAGUCCAUUUUCUUGCUUUUAGAUUCUGAUCAUGAAAUCUGGAAGGCUGCCCAUGAAUAAAAACCAAAUUAUCCUUUGACAAAACAGUGAAGUCAAAUACCUGGUUUGGAUAGAGCCAAAGGCAGGUCUCGUUACUUUCUGAAAAUGCUACACAAGGUUACCCUUUCAGUUUUCUGACGUUUUGCUUGUUUUUCAGAUUCAUGUUGUGAUUCUUAACAUGUAUUUUAAGCACAGGGCUGCAAAUUUGCCUGUUUACCUUCUCAAAAAAGAAGCAUUUGGUAAAUUCUGACUCCCUCGGAAGCUGAACUUAACCAACACCAACUUAGGAUGGAAACUUGGGUGUCCAUAGUUUAAAACAGUUGCAAGGCUCUGAUGUUUAGCAAGAGGUGCGGGUCAUGGCUAGGUCACUCCUCCAAGUGGUGGCUUCCUCUUUGAAGUUGAGUUCUUUAGCUCUAUUUGUGGCGGCUGGAGGUGGCAAAUAUGUUUACAAAGCAUUAUUUCCUGCAUUUAUGUAUAGCACUAUCGGCCUAAAGGUGGUAGUAACCAUCUAUAAAUAGACUCUCUACCGGAAUAACUCACCUACAAGUAGGUUUGGCUGCUUUUUGGGCUACCAAAGGCAGAGGUCUGAACCAUGAUGCUUAUCUGUCAUUAUGUUAUAACUUGCAGUCUUUCUCUUGCUGGUUUUCCUCUCCUCUUGAUCAUAGGUUUUUGGAGGGAGGGGAGGCAGAGGAAGUGGGGCUGUGCUCCAUUCAUCAACUGCUUUCAAUUUAUAUCUGAAUAAAACAGGUAAAAAACC